Molecule: messenger RNA, 5669 nt
Organism: Crotalus tigris (Tiger rattlesnake)
Lineage: Eukaryota; Metazoa; Chordata; Lepidosauria; Squamata; Viperidae
Product: transcription factor AP-1-like
Exons: 2
Coding region: 1106-2389 (427 amino acids)
Biological process (GO): regulation of transcription by RNA polymerase II; regulation of cell cycle; regulation of cell population proliferation
Cellular component (GO): transcription regulator complex
Molecular function (GO): transcription factor binding; RNA polymerase II cis-regulatory region sequence-specific DNA binding; DNA-binding transcription factor activity, RNA polymerase II-specific
Source: RefSeq, a predicted model, not a curated record
ACCAAAUUCACUUAACAACCGCGUCACUAGUUUUAACAACUGCCGUGAUUCACUUAACAAAACGGCAAGGAAAGCCGUAAAAUGGAGCAAAAUUCGCUUAACAAAAUUCUCACUCAGCAAGCAUAAAGGUUGGGUUCAAUUGUGGUCGUUAAGUUCCGGACUUUCCAGUAUUCCCCCCCACACACACACACACUGCGUUCUCUUUCUAGUCGCUCUGUAUUUGUAAGGGAAAGGCCUUUUUUUCAAAAGCGGAAAAAAGCAUUUUCUCGAAAGAAGGAUGAAAGCAGGAAGGCCCUUAAGGAAGACGAAGAAACUGUCAGAUUAGGGGUCGCUGGUUUCUUUUCUUUUCUUUUUUCUGGCUAAACAACGUCACAGCAGUUCGGCUACGACGACUUACCCUUUGCAGCAAUUUUACUUUGCCCGUUUAUCGCGCCGUCCAUCGGACUGCUGCUCUGAAAGUUUAGGGUGGGCGGGGGGGGGAGAGAACAGGCACCUUCCUGCCCCUAGUUUUCAGGCGAAUCUGGUAGCCUGCGCGACUUAGUUGGAACCCCGAGGCGCCCCUGCCGCAGUGCAACGUCAGUGAGCGAUAAAGUUUCGCGGCGAGCUUUCGCUUGGGUUUCUCUACUAGCCUCGGCGGGAAGCGCCGCUCGCCUCUCCUGCGACUGCGUUUUAUUUAUCCGGCAAGAAGGGAGAGGAGAGAGAAAAGGAAGACAGAACCAGGCGACGCGGCUCUCGUCGCUCCGCCCUCCGCUGCUGAACCGAGAGGGCCGUGUGGCCGCCGCAGCCCCAGCCAAGAAAGGCGGAGUAGCAGGAGUUGCUAGGGCGAGGCAUUUUGACAUCAGUUCCUCUGCCUGCAAGGGAAAAAAGAGUUUUCUCCCCCGAAAAGCCGCAAGUCGAAAGCGCCGAGCCCCGGGCGGUUGCCCAGCGGCCGGGAGAUGGAGAGCCGGCGCCAGGCGUGAAAAACUCGCUGCAGCCCGUCGCCGCGCUGGAAGCGGAGCUCGCGGCCGGGACCGCGUCGUUUCUCUUUCUGGAAGCCAGACAGACCUGGGGGACUGGCGGCGGCGGGGGCCGCGGCCACUCCAAACCCGCCGCCGUCCCGCCCAGCAUGAACAGCGGCGGCGGACGCACUGGCGCCCGCGUGGCCGUGAAGAUGGAGGUAGCCCCUUACUACGGCGAAGAAGGCUUGGAGCUGCUCCCGGACUUCGUGCAGCUGCCGGGCUUCGGUGGCGGGCCCGGAGCGGGGGGACCGACGGGACUUGAACCGCCCGAGGAAAGCGGAGCGGUUCAACAACGCAAGUUGCUCCUCGCCGGGAAGCAGCAGCAGCCUCCUCCUCCUCCUCGGGAUUUAGGGGCGGCCUCCCCGGGUAAUGCCACCUUGCCCCCGGCCGGGCCGUUCUUGCGCCCCCGCGGCGGCACCAGCAGCGCCGUGCACCGCCUCAUUCAGGAGACGGCCGUCGGUGGCGGCGGCCCAGAGGUGGGCCCAGCCGUUUUGCAGCCUUUGCUGAAGCUGCCGGCGGCCGCCGACUUGGAGCAACUGCUGAUCCAAGCGGGCAGCCCGGGCCUCGCCGGCCCAUCCAGCCCCACCGGCGGAGGGCCCUCGGUGGUGGCGGCGGCCGGCGGGGCGCCCUUCUUGUACCGGUCUCCGCAGCCCUCGGCUCCGCCGCAGGCGGUGACGCAAGAACAGGAGGGCUUCGCCGACGGCUUCGUGAAAGCUCUGGCCGAUUUGCACAAACAGAACCAGUUGCUCGGGGUGUCCCCGGCGCCUCUCUCGCCUACCCAGCACCCGGGAGGGCCCUGCUGCCCAUCGUCCAGGCAGGAUCCCCCCGCCGUCUACACCACCUUAGGCAACUUCAACCCGGCCAGCCCAUCGGCCGCCGGCACUUUCUUCGCUCCCCAGCCUGUGGCUCGUCUGCCCGCGCCCGGCUCGACCGGCAGGGCUUUGGAGGAACCGCAGACUGUACCGGAAGCUCCUGUAGUGUCAGCUCCGCCGCCGCCGCCUUUGCCUCUUUCGGGGCUCUCGUCCGGGGAGUCCCCUCCGCCGCCUUCCUCCUUAUCGCCGCUGGAUGCGGAGAGCCAAGAGCGCCUGAAAGCGGAGCGCAAAAGACUGCGCAACCGUAUCGCCGCUUCCAAGUGCCGCCGGCGCAAGCUGGAGCGCAUCGCCCGCUUGGAGGAGAAAGUCAAAGCGCUCAAAGGCCAAAACGCCGAAUUGGCAGCUACCGCCAGCCUUCUUCGCUCCCAGGUCACCCAGCUGCAAGGUCGAGUCCGGAGCCACCUCUCCAGCGGCUGCCACAUCAACGCCGCCGCCGCGGCCCCUGCGCAGACCAUGGCAGUGGGGGGUCAGCCCCCCGGCAGGGAGGCACCUACAAAGCCGGAGACCAGUGCUUGCUGAGGCGUGUGACUCCCCCCAAACAAGGAGAGACCCAUCAUGCACCCAACUUUGCCAUGCAUGGCAGAAAGGGGAUUAGACCUUAAUCUCAUGGUCUUGAAGAAGGGCCAUGGAAGCCCUGCCUUUCCUUUCACAUCCUUUGGCUUCUGCAGAGUUCCCCCGUUCGUCUGAAAAGCUGAAGUAGACAGGGGAAGAGUUCGCUUCUGCAAGACCAUACAGUUCAAAAUCAGAUGUUUUCAAUUUUUCUCUAGAAGAUGUAAUACUGAAAUAGAAGAAUUUCUCAGGUAAGUUGUUCUGGAAUAUUGCAUUUUGGAAAAGGUGCUUAGAGAAAUCAUUAUUCCUACUUCAAAAACAGCAGCCUAUUUCUUAAUUUCUACAAAAAAAAGACACAUCAUAACUGAAUCUGCUUCGAUCUUGGCACCCAGAUAACUCAUUAUCUUGAUAAUGCUGUAUGUAUGUUGUAACAAUUUUUGCCAAAAACAUGGUGUGCUUGAAAUAUCUGCAGUAUUCUAAAUUGUUUGCCUUUUUUUGUAGCCUAUUUGGCAAAUAUUGCCAAUGUAUACAGUUUUUGAAGCUUUUUCCCAUGAAGAUUUCUCUAAGAAUGUAUUUUGGACACAAUUUUUGGAUGCCAAAUUUUUAAUAUUGUAUUUUUUUUCAUGUACUAUAUAACUUAUCUGCCAAUGUCUUUGAAAUCCUGUUUACAUGCUGCAUCAUUUGUUGGUUGAAUAUCCCUUAUUGCUGGGAACAUACUUAUUCCCAAUGGAAGAAAUUUCAUCCUUAUGCAAAUUUCAUCCUUAUGUUUUUCUCAUUUGUUCUGAUUACUGUUGGGUUUUUUUGCAUGUGCCUCUGAACUACUAUUACAGACCUAUUUGAUUUGUUUUUAUAUACUUUGUCUCUUGCACUUUAAGUAUUUAUAAAAACAACCCAUUCCCUCAAAGUCUAGAUUAAAUGAUACUCACCUGUCUUAAGAAUUAAUUAGGCAAAUAUCCUGUUCUAAUAUUGUUGGUGGUUCAGGUGAUGUCCAUUGUUGAAACUGACAUAAAAUUUCUCGUUACAAGAAAAAGGAUGUCUUUGGGAGAUUUGAAAUCUUAUCCUUGAGUAACAGGAAGAUUUGUUUGGCAGCUGGUUUUCUUAUGCACUUCUCCAGAUCAUGUGAACACUCAGGUGAUUUUAUGGCUAAAAAGGCUGACUAAUUUUGUUGCUAACUUGGUGAGUGAUGCUGUCUCACGACUCUUCCAACGGUUGUUUUUUAACUUACCAAUGGAAUCAUUUUUUGGUCCUAUUUUAGAAUGCUUGUCAUUGAUAGAAACAUACAUUCAGGUGUGGACUUACUCUGAAAACACCCCUCAUUAUAGGUUUUGUAGGGAUUGAUGUAAAACACUGCAAAUUUUUCCAGCAGGGUUUUUAUUCAUUAUAAGAAAAUUGUUGUUGGCUUUAUGAGAAAUCCACCGUUAGCUUGACAAUUUUGACUGAAUAGCUUCUUUUUCAUUUGAAAUGUUAGUAGACCACUGGCUUUAAUUACAAUAGUGUAUUUUGUCCUGGAAGUUGUAGAACUUUUUUUUAGUAUUAAAUGUAUUAGGAUUAAAAGACAUUAGGGCAAAUGUCAAGCAAAUUCAUAUAUGUCUAAAUCCAAUUAUUUCAGUCAGAGGAUCUUUUUAAUUUUGCCAUGGAAAGCACUGCAAUAUAAAAGUGCUUAAAUUUUGCUUGGAGCAUUGUUUAGCUUUUUAUAUUGUUGCCAGAAAGCAUUUUAAUAAUAUAUAUUUCUAACAGAAGGAUGUAAAAAUCAAACACAGGCCUUGGGGCCUAUUACUGUAAUUUCUUGCUUUCUGUUGCAAAGCUGAAUCUGUUUGAGUCUGACAAUAUUUCUGUUGCUCAAUAAACUUCAAUAUGUGUUUGCUGUGUUAAUUGUUGUCAGUAUUUCCCCACUGUUGAGCAGUUGUACUGUAAAUAAACACCUGUUCCUUUGAUCAGAGGUAUUUAACAUGAUAACUAGCUGUAAUUUUUGCAGUCAGACAUUCAUACGCAAUCAUAUAAUUUUUGUCUUUUGCGUUUUUAAGCGUAUUGUUUAAAAAAUAGUAUAAUUUAAGGUUUAAGACUGUUUCUAUGUACGAUUACUUUUGAAAAUGCUUAUUUGGCAGUUUGGUGGAGGACAGAAUUAGUUUUGUAGAUCUGAAAGAUUUGGGGCAAGGGAAGUUUAUAUAAUAGUUAACCAACCUGUGUUAUAUAUGAUGUCUUCAGGCAAUUUGUUCAGAUGAGCUUGAGUUAUAUUUUCCUUUUUGGAAGCAAUACUCAAGUUCUCUAAGAACCUGCUAGGUGGAAUGUGAGCCAUCCCCCUUAGAUAAUGCACCAUUUUAAUCUUUUGUGCAGUUUGAAAUAUAAACUGGAAACUUGACAUGAGAGAUAAAUAAUGCCUGUUGUGUUAGGUAAUGCAGUUAUUACAUGGAUACUAUCUAAAAUGUCUCUAUCAGGAGUAGUCUACUGAGAUUGAGUAGUAGAAAUUAGUAGUACACUUGUAACCUUUUUUUAACUGAAGCUAACUCAGCAUGGCUUCCAGAGGGGCUGCUGUUCCUGAUAAGCUUUAAUAGUGAAUUCCUGGAAUAUCUCAUGGUAACUAUACUGCUUUGAAACAAAUCAAAGCUAAUGGUUUAAAAUAAAAAGCAGAUGCCUUGUUUCUCUAAGAAAAGCAUAACACUGAUAUUUUUACUCUUUCCUCUUUAAUCUUAGCAUUCCUAGGUAACAUUAAAGAAGAUUUAUUGGUAAAGAUAUAUGCAUAGAAUCACACCCUUUAAGGACCUCCAGCUUCCAAUUCCCAUCUUUGACUGUUGGUCUUCACUGAUUGAUUAGUACACACUAUUAUGUCAUAGAGCCCCGUAUAGGAAAGUAUUCUGAAACUGCUUGGGUGAAGUCAUGUGUCAUAAAAAAACAUAGUUGAAGAGACCUACAUAUUAACCUGUAAUGUGUAGGUCUUUUUCUGAAAUUUAAUACAAAUGAACUGUUUUCCAUGCUUAGGAGCAAGAAAAGUCACGUUUUAGAAGAAUAAGAUAAUCCAGCCACCUGAGAAUGAAAAAGUAUGUUCAUGUAUGUGUUCAAGAAAACAUAUCAAGGGUUGAAUUUGGAGUUAAUAACAAGAACGUAAUGCAGUUGCAGGAAAAAACAACAACAUAUGAUUUGUGUCUAGGUGAAAUUAAUGCAUUACCAAACAACUUGAGCAAUUUUGUAGUUGCUUAAAAUUUGGAGUGGUGGUCUCAUUUCAUUCUGAAAAUAAAUACCAGCAUCCCAAUUA